AUGAGUCUCGAAAACCGCAAGGAUAAACGGACUGCCAGAUUUUGUUUGCAAACCAGAUCUUACACUUCCACUAGAGCUUUCCUGGCUUAUUUCCGCUGGAUCUUGCACAAUUGCAUAAUCUUUAAUUCGUCUCACUCAAAAUUGACUAGCACGGCAAGAACGUUGAUGAAGGUGUGUAAACAUGAAAUGGCUGAGAUUGAUACUUGUGCCGAUUGCUAUGUGCAUGCUCACACCAAACGAGAAACCUGGUUCCUGGAACCGUGUCAAAGGCCUCAUCUACUGCUCUGGGCCAAACUCAAAGGGUUUCCUCAUUGGCCGGCUAAAGCGAUGAAAGCAAAUAAAGAAGGCAAUGUGGACGUGCGCUUUUUCGGUGCACACGAUCGAGCUUGGGUGCCCGCCAAAGAUUGUUUUUUGUACAGCCGCGAAAUGCCUAUGCAGUUAAAAAAUCAGCGCAAAGCAAAUUUGAUUGCUUCAGUUGAAGAAGUUGACCAACACAUCAAAAAGCUUGUUGAGCGCUACGGUUCUUUCGCUUACCCCUCGCCACGUACGGCUUACAACCCAAAUAAGGAGGACGAGCAAUUACAACAACUUAUUCCUGGUUAUAAAGUAUCAGAACACUCACAAAGCUCACUAUGCAAGUCUGGCCGAGUUGGGGAGUCUGGUGAAGCGGAAUCGAUGAAUUCUGAUUCAGAUGCAGGAGAUGCUGCCGAUAACGACCUGAUUCCUCAAGCUAACCUGCCUGAAGGUGAUCGUACAGAAGAAAAUCGUUCUGAAGGUCGAAACUUCUUGGCCAUGUUACAACUUGCACCUCAAACUGCUGCCGAAGCUGCUACGCCAAGAACAGCUACUCCCACUUCAACAUCCGCAUCACCGACCCCGAGUCAGAAUAUGGCUCCUGUUUCAGUCUCUAAACAACCAACGCCCAAUACGACAUCGACUGCUGCCGUAAAAGUACAGGUUAAAAAUAGCAAAACUGGACGUGUUGCCAACACUAAAACGAAUUGCGGCGAAACAGUUGAAGAUGUGCUCACCAAAAAUGCAGGUGCGCCUGCGAACGAUAACAGUAUCAAUGAAGCUGCUUGUGAAAUCAUCAAAUUAACCAAACCUCAACUAGCUUCGCCGUCACGAAGAUCCUCGACAUCGAAAGAGAUCCCUGCUGUGAAAACGGAACCUGCAGAUCCUGAAGACGAAGAUGAUUCCUGUUCCGUGACGGGAUCCAAGGCUUGUUCAAUUUCCCUAGCCAUCGAUAAUUUUGUCGGAAACUACAAGCCUACAGUGGUUGUGAAACCCAAACCUGAAGCAUCAACGAAAUCUACUCCAAAGUCUGUCGGCAAACCUACCUCUUCCAAACCAUCGGGUUCUAAACCAUCGACUCAAAAGCUCCUGGCCAGAUCCACACCUAAGACUACUCCAAAUCGACCUUCGGGUGGGAAAAUUAUUUCUGCCUCGAAAAUGAAUGCUAAGGCGAAUCGUCGUCUGGUUGGUGAUGACGAGGAUGAAGAUCUCGACCCGGCAAUGUACCUGGAUCCCACGAUCACAAUAACUCUGAUUAAUAACGAUGAGAAGAAAGCAGUGAGCAAACACGUCAAUGAUGUUUCGAGUGCUAGUUCUAUUAGUUCCAGCGACCUUCAGGCCUUGAAUGCUCUGGGAGAGAAUGUGUCCAUCACAGUUGUGCCUAAAAGAAAAGUGGGAUCAACACCAGCAGGCGGUGCUAGAUCUAAGGAGAACGAGGCUGUAGACCAACCUAUGGUGAUCGAAGUGGAUCCAGCCGCUCUUCAAAAAGCUAGACUACCAACUCAACCAGCAAAAGCGCGCAAGUCCUUUCCUGCCAAAGCACGCCAAUUUGGCCAUCCAGGACAACCUUCAUCGCAAAAAUCCUCUCAGAAACAUCCCGUACCUCCUAUGGUGUCGAUUCCCAGUCGUCACUUGGGUAUGGAGAUCGCCCGACCAACAACUCAGCAAUCGACUUCAACUCGCAUUCCUUCAAUUACCGUCCGACCUGUGACGCAGAUGCCUGCAGCCCAACCUAGCAUCAUUCUUCAGCCAGGUUCUUCUGAUACAGCAUCCAUCAGUGCGAUUACUGCUGCCAUGAAACAACCGAAUUCAUCAUCAGCGACGACAGCCAAUAGUACCGGCAGUAGUACUCUUACUCUGAACACGAUGCAUACUGCUGGUCCGGAAUCGGGAUUUGGGACUGGCGGACGUUUGCUCACCUUUAAUCGCUCUGCGCCCACGUUUGCAGCAACAGGUGCGAAUUCCACUUCGUCUUCAGCUCAGGUGCAAAACAAAGAAAGAUUCAGCAUCGAACGGAUUUUGGUGAUGGGAGCAACCGGUUCCGGCAAGACGACGCUCAUCAAUGGCAUGAUCAACUACAUUUUCAACGUGCAAUGGGAGGAUACCUUCCGCUUCCAGCUGAUUCAAGAACAGACGGCCGGCCGCUCCCAAGUUGACAGCCAGACCAGCCGCAUCACGGCCUACGACAUCAAUCACGCGGUCGCUGGCCAUGACAGAAGACUUCCACCAACCUUCAUUUCUUCUUAUGCUGCUACACUACUUUUCUUGCUUCACUGA
Molecule: messenger RNA, 2571 nt
Organism: Daphnia pulicaria
Lineage: Eukaryota; Metazoa; Arthropoda; Branchiopoda; Diplostraca; Daphniidae
Product: protein kinase C-binding protein 1-like
Exons: 10
Coding region: 1-2571 (856 amino acids)
Molecular function (GO): protein binding
Source: RefSeq, a predicted model, not a curated record